Bubalus bubalis (water buffalo) is the source of this 3294-nucleotide messenger RNA. RefSeq names its product adrenoceptor alpha 2A (gene ADRA2A). Lineage: Eukaryota; Metazoa; Chordata; Mammalia; Artiodactyla; Bovidae. The transcript has a single exon. Bases 440 to 1846 code for a protein of 468 amino acids. Gene Ontology annotation, cellular component: membrane. Gene Ontology annotation, molecular function: alpha2-adrenergic receptor activity. The record is from RefSeq and is a predicted model, not a curated record. Gene Ontology annotation, biological process: regulation of smooth muscle contraction; platelet activation; regulation of vasoconstriction.
CACACGGUAAGACCUCUUGCUUUCGCUCAGGCUCAAGAGUCAAAGAUAUAGAAACAGAUAUAUUUAAUUUCCUGUUAUCUUUCCAAGUCAUCAGGCCACCGAUGAUUUUUGUUCUCUCUUCUUGAAGAAUAAAUCUCUUUCCCCAUCGGUUCGACCUACUCUCUCCCGCCGCUUAGAAAUAAAACUUGGCUGUAUCUAGGAGCUGGGAGCGAGAAGGCGCCGACCCCGAGCGCCCGAAGCGCGCGGACCGGGUGCGGUUCGCGGGAGCCGGGCCCAUGGGCCACUAGCGGUCCCCCAGCUCGGGGCCCGGCCUCCCUGAGGCCCCUUCUCCAUGUGAGGUGCGGCGGGGCGAGCGGGGCGCGAAAGGAAGAGGAGGACCCACGGGCACCGGGCCGGAAGGCAGCUGGCAGCAGGCCCAGGCGAGUGGGCACCCGCGUUCAUGUUCCGCCAGGAGCAGCCGCUGGCCGAGGGCAGCUUCGCGCCCAUGGGCUCCCUGCAGCCGGACGCGGGCAACGCGAGCUGGAACGGGACCGAGGCCCCGGGGGGCGGCGCCCGGGCCACCCCCUACUCCCUGCAGGUGACGCUGACGCUGGUGUGCCUGGCUGGCCUGCUCAUGCUGUUCACAGUGUUCGGUAACGUGCUUGUCAUCAUUGCUGUGUUCACAAGCCGCGCGCUCAAGGCGCCCCAGAAUCUCUUCCUGGUGUCUCUGGCUUCGGCUGACAUCCUGGUGGCCACGCUUGUCAUCCCUUUCUCGCUGGCCAACGAGGUCAUGGGCUACUGGUACUUCGGCAAGGCGUGGUGUGAGAUCUACCUGGCGCUCGACGUGCUCUUCUGCACGUCUUCCAUAGUGCACCUGUGCGCCAUCAGCCUGGAUCGUUACUGGUCCAUCACCCAGGCCAUAGAGUACAACCUGAAGCGCACGCCACGCCGCAUCAAGGCCAUCAUCGUCACGGUGUGGGUCAUCUCGGCCGUCAUCUCCUUCCCCCCGCUCAUUUCCUUCGAGAAGAAGAGAGGCAGGAGUGGCCAGCCGUCCUCCGAACCGCGCUGUGAGAUCAACGACCAGAAGUGGUACGUCAUCUCGUCGAGCAUCGGCUCCUUCUUCGCGCCCUGCCUGAUCAUGAUCCUGGUCUAUGUGCGCAUCUACCAGAUCGCCAAGCGCCGCACCCGCGUGCCGCCCAGUCGCCGGGGUCCCGAUGCCACCGCCGCUGAGCUGCCAGGGGGCGCCGAGCGCAGGCCCAACGGCUUGGGCCCGGAGCGCGGCGGCGUGGGCCCCGUGGGCGCCGAGGUCGAGUCGCUGCAGGUCCAGCUCAAUGGUGCCCCGGGGGAGCCCGCGCCCGCAGGGCCGCCGGACGCCGACGCGCUGGACCUAGAGGAGAGCUCCUCGUCUGAGCAUGCUGAGCGGCCCCCGGGGUCCCGCAGGUCGGAGCGCGGGCCCCGGGCCAAAGGCAAGGCCCGGGCGAGCCAGGUGAAGCCCGGGGACAGCCUGCCAAGGCGCGGGCCGGGGGCGACGGGGCCGGGGGCACCCGCGGCCGGGCCGGCGGAGGAGCGCUCUGGCGGGGGCGCCAAGGCGUCGCGCUGGCGCGGGCGGCAGAACCGCGAGAAGCGCUUCACCUUCGUGCUGGCGGUGGUCAUCGGCGUGUUCGUGGUGUGCUGGUUCCCCUUCUUCUUCACCUACACGCUCACGGCCAUCGGCUGCCCCGUGCCGCCCACGCUCUUCAAGUUCUUCUUCUGGUUCGGCUACUGCAACAGCUCGCUGAACCCGGUCAUAUACACCAUCUUCAAUCACGACUUCCGCCGCGCCUUCAAGAAGAUCCUCUGCCGGGGGGACAGGAAGCGGAUCGUGUGAGUGCGGAGUCCGCGCCCGGAGAACAGACUUGCGCUGACUGCAGGCAGCUGGGAUCCAGGGGGCGCGUCUACGUGUCCUGCCAAAACCCGGGUCCUGCCUGUUCCUAGUUUCUUGGCCCCAGGAUGGCUCUGCCGCUUCUUGCGGGCAUCUGCGCUCUCCUACUUGAGAAAAGUACUGGCUGGGAGGGCCACACCCCGAACUCCAACCCCCUCAUUAUUGUUAGGGCAGCUCCUCACUCAGAGCCAUCUUCCUGGGUUCUUGGGCAGCCCCAAAUCAGUAUUGUUUCCUAAAAGUAUUUUCACCUCACCUGGACCCAGCUGUCACAGUCGUUCAGAGCAAGCACGAGAGCCCAGAGGGGAUGGAGCGCUCCCAAAGGGUUAACAGAUGGGGUGGGGGUGGGGGUUACCCAGCCCUGGCUAAUUGCUCUCCCCCUUCCCCAACUCUAUUUUUAAACAAAUGCUCAGGGCAGCCCUGCCGGCCCUCCCAUCCCCACUGCCCCCCACUUGUAAAUAUACACUAUUUUUGAUAGUACUUGGGGAUGGGGGUGGGGUCCUAAAUGUCUCUUGGCUUUUGACGUUUGAAUCCUGGCUGCUGGAGAUGCUCUCCAGGCAGACACAUUGUGUCUAGUUCAGGGCAAGCCUCUUUGCAAAGUGAGCCCUUUUCUGGUGUCAUUACCCUCUCUGUGUUCUUUUCACCAGCAACUGGUGACUGUCCCUUGGGACUGGACUUGCGUUGAGAUUUCCUGAGGGGGAAAAGAUUUCUGUCCAUUUCCCCACCCCUGUGCCUAACAGCAUAAUUGCCUUGUCCUAUGUAAAUAUUACAAGGAUGGAUCAAGACAGAAGUAAAUGAACCUUUCUGCCUUGCAGCAGCCCUGUGUAUAAAGCCAUUAUUCUCGGAUGCACCCUUUUUCACUCCAGUACUGCACUUUAAAACCUUCUCUUUCCAGUAUCCCCUUCCUCCCUUCCUCUGGGGCCACUGCUUGAAAAAUAUGUGUUUCCAUCUUGGAUGUAUGUGUUACCACUCCCUCCUUCAGAGUGCUGACUGUGGGAAAUCUUUUACCUGCUGUUUUUAGACACGGAGAAGUGGAAAUUAUGUGGAAGAAGCAAACCUGAUACAAUUUGCCCAAAGUAAACAGUUUGAAGAGACAAAUGGGCCUGCCCAACUGUACAGUUCCUGCCCCAAGAGCUCUUAAGUAUCAAAAUGUCCAUUUUUCCUCCCUGUUUUUCUGGUUGAGAUCAAGUCACUGAUAAACUCCCAAAGUCAAGGGAGAAGGGCGGAGACCUUGUUUACAUCCAAGUUGCCCUAUGUUUUAGACAGAGACUCUUUAAGGCCUGCGCUCAUAUUUCACUAAAGAAAAAUUAAUGUCAGCACAUGUUGCUAAUGACAGUGGAUUUUUUUUAACAAAAAGUUUACAGAUCAAAUGUGAAAUAAAUAUGAAUUAAAUGGUC